AGCGUCUUUUUCUGUCGCAAUGGCGUUUGCGGCAGCAGGGAAAUCGAGGGGAGAGCAGUGACAAACGUCGCCAACGGUCACAUUAUCUCCUCGAAAGUGCUCGGAUUUGUACAAUAUUCGGACAACGGGCUUAGUUGUUGAUUGUGUGCUUCUUCUCUUUGUGGAUGAGAUUGUGUUGGACGUUUCCGAAGCGCGUCUCUCCACUUUAAUGCGGUGGGAUGGCCACAGUGCCGCCUGGGCCUAGUAACGCACUGCCUUCAUCCCCGGCUGAAGUUUCCCCUUUCUCUGGGGCAGGGAGAGCGGAGCCGGCGGCGGAAGCCGGAGAGGCGACCUACCGAGUGGGGGACUGCGUGUCCGCCGGCACGGGCAACUCGCAGCCGGUGAACGAGGUCAAAAGGUCGGCCAAGAAGAAGCAUAAAAACAUGCUAGCCCGGGCUAGCCCGGCGGCGCUCCACUUGAAAAUGCAAGCCGGAGAGCAGCAGCAGCUGAACGGCUUGGCCAGCCCCUCGGAGGACCCCGACGACCACGAGCGCGCAGGAAGCCCGCCCGACACUCUCGACCCGCCCGAGGACAGCUGUGGCAGCAGCUGUUGCAGCGAGGCUGCGGCCGCCGUCAACAGCACGGAGCACCGCCAGCACGAAGGCCCCGGCCCCUUCUCCAAGAACGGCCGCCACUCUCCUGUGACUAACAGCAGCGUGAACGGGAUGCCGGCUUUCACGAGGACUGCGGCGGCCCACGCAGGCGACGACCAGCGGGGUGGCCACGCGCAGCCCGGCAGAGCGCCGGGUGACAGCGACGGGCCCGGCGGAGGGGGGAGCCCCGCCGACGGGCCGCAGCCGCAGCCGCCGAGCGCCGAGCUGGCCCGGCUCGACCUGAGCAGAGCCGAGGGAGAGAGCCACGGCAUCCGCUACGUCCGCUACGAGUCCGAGCUGCAGAUGCCGUGGAUCAUGAGACUAAUCACCAAGGACUUGUCUGAGCCUUAUUCCAUUUACACGUACAGGUACUUCAUCCACAACUGGCCGCAGCUCUGCUUUCUGGCCAUGGUGGAGCAGGAGUGCGUGGGGGCCAUCGUUUGUAAGCUUGACAUGCAUAAGAAGAUGUUUCGCCGCGGCUACAUCGCCAUGCUGGCGGUGGACUCAAAACACAGGAGGAAAAGUAUUGGUACUAAUUUGGUGAAAAAGGCCAUCUAUGCCAUGGUGGAGGGGGACUGUGACGAGGUCGUACUGGAGACGGAGAUCACCAACAAAUCCGCCCUGAAGCUGUACGAGAACUUGGGUUUUGUCAGAGACAAGCGGCUGUUCAGAUACUACCUGAACGGAGUGGACGCGCUGCGGCUCAAACUGUGGCUCCGCUAGAGGAGGGAGGCUGAGGGACUGAGGGGCGGGAGGGGAGGGGGGGGGAUGUGGGCGGCUCUCCAGGUGCUCUUCACCUCUAACACUAGGAGCUCGACGCCCUGAGCUCCGCCCUUGGUCAUUUCGCCCCCGCCUACAUAUACACAGCGCACACCAACGCACCCACACCCAGGCCACCCCGCGUGGAAAGCGCGAGGCGUGCGCCCCGACACAGACACGCCCUCCUCUCCUCCUCGACGUCCGAACAACUAUCGCUUAGGCGGACAAAGACUGAGAUGCCAACAGACGUGUUUUAUUUUUUACGCAGAGGGCGGCCCCCCGGGGGGUCGGGGGCCGGGGGGGGUGGGAUGGUCCUGGCUCCUCAUCGCACUGUGACGUGGCAGAAUCCGAGGGGCCGCCACACCAAAUCAUCCUGCAGGACCCUGGACUAAGCCGGCCUGCAGGGAAACGACACGCAGGAAAGCAGGAAGCGCGGCUGCAAGCGGUGACCAGGAGGGAAAUAUUUGUGAAGUUUAUUUUUGGGUUGUAUUUUUUUUUUAAAGCCUUGUCUGGUUUGGGGGAGUGUUAAAGAUCUAGUCUGACUCGUGUGUUUGUACGGCCACAUGAUUAUUAUUAUUUUUUUAAUUUUUUUUUUUUUUUUCAGGCGUGUGUCUUUUCGAUUGUAUGUGCUGCUGCUGGUGGUUUCACUGAAAUUCUAAGCGAACGUGUUUUGGGUGACUGCUUGGAUGCGCACUGUAUGGUAUUCUGUUGUUUUGGUUUCUUGUUUUACCCACCGGGCGUGGCGCCCCGCUGCUGUCUCUCUCUCUCUCUCUCUCUCUCCCAUCGCCUUGGACCACGGCCCGUAAACACACGCGCUUCUGCUCGAUUCAGUGUGACAAGCAGCAGCAGCAGGAGGAGAGAAGAAAAAAAAACGCACCUCCUUCCCCUGUUUUUGGUCCGGAGCGGUCGUCCGACACAAAUCAAUCCGCAAUCACCUCAAACUUUGCCCAACGUGGGGAUGAACCACCCUUAUUCUUUUUUCCUCCAUAUCCAACCCUUCCAGGGUGCGAUUUAGGGAGUUUGUGUUCUAUUUCUUUUUGGUUUUUUUUGGGGUUUUUUUCCUCUAGUACACUGCCAGCCUCUGCAAAAUGCUCCCAAAAGAGACGCUUUGCCAAGGAUGGUGUGGUCAUCAAUGUCCAAGCUGUGUCUGUUUACUAAUUGACAUGAGCGGUCCCCAUUCUCAAGUGCCACUCAAUCCAUUAGGACUGGCGGGAGUUAGAUCUGCACUUCUGUUCCCUAUGCUGGAUUCCCUGUUUGAAUAUGCUGUGUGUAUUUAAACUGUUGAUAAAAAAAAAAAAAGACAAAAUAGACGAGUAUUCUUAGCAGAUAAUAUUUUAUUCUUUUGUCUGAGUUGAGUUUGUUUAGGAUUUGUCCACAGUACACGUCAGGAAGCAGCCCCGGGUCACAGCAAGCAUGUUGCUCGGGUGUCCCAAAACUCAAUACACGACCCACCUCCAGGACCUUCAGAAAGCUCCCCGGUUCACACUAAAUGACAAAAAAAAAAA
Fundulus heteroclitus (mummichog) is the source of this 2896-nucleotide messenger RNA. RefSeq names its product N-alpha-acetyltransferase 30, NatC catalytic subunit (gene naa30). NCBI's taxonomy places the organism in Eukaryota, Metazoa, Chordata, Actinopteri, Cyprinodontiformes, Fundulidae. The transcript has 4 exons. Gene Ontology annotation, biological process: N-terminal peptidyl-methionine acetylation. The record is from RefSeq and is a predicted model, not a curated record. Bases 219 to 1355 code for a protein of 378 amino acids. Gene Ontology annotation, cellular component: NatC complex. Gene Ontology annotation, molecular function: protein-N-terminal amino-acid acetyltransferase activity.